This is a messenger RNA of Phytomonas sp. EM1, 1505 nucleotides long. Lineage: Eukaryota; Euglenozoa; Kinetoplastea; Trypanosomatida; Trypanosomatidae. The record is from the annotation of a GenBank genome assembly.
AUAUGGAUAAUAAGUGGCAACUCCCAUUGCGUGUGGCCUCUCCCCACACUAAAAAAGAUCAGUCAAUAAUAUGGAAUACUUCGCGCUUGUGUUAUGAGCAAAAGCUCUUCGGGCAGAUUACAGGUUUAUCCUAUAACACAGGAGGUACUAUGCUCGGCGUUACCUCAACAAAUCAACUGGCAAUUCUACGUGUUCCAUACAAUGAUGGGGUUGUUGUGAACGAGCAGACUGGGCGCAAAAACUUUUCCAUCCGUUUUCGACACGAUGACAAACUAUAUAUACAGGCGAUCGAUCAGCGAGUCGUGGUCAAGUCCCCUGAUACGGCAUUUGAGAGGCAAUUUGCAGGUCAUACAAGGGAGGUUCGAAGUGCUAUUUUUCUCGGCAAGCAUAACUUUGUGUCAGCCAGUGAUGACACAACUGUCAAACUCUGGGAUCUUUUGAAUGACGAAGCCCUGGACACCGCGCAUGUUCAUACAGACUACGUUCGAUGUCUCGAAAACUAUUCCUCUGGUUGUCUUCUUAGUGGUUCCUACGAUCACAGUGUCAAUCUCUGGGACCCACGGGCGAGUCUGUCUAAACCUUUGCAGUCUUCUGGAAAGAUAUUGGGUGCGGCUGUAGAGACAAUUUGCUUUUUAGAAGAUGCAGACUUGAUAGCGUGUGGCUCGGGCGAUCAAAUCACACUCUUUGAUGUUCGAAAGGGCCUCUCUUCGUUUGUGUCACAAGUUUCCUUUCACACUAAAACGGUUGUUUCGUUAGCAUACUCGCCGGAGCACAAGACACUUCUUUCAGCUUCCCUUGAUUGCCGUCUUAAAAUGUCCACCCUUAUUGACUCAGAGUUGAAGUCGUUAUCCACCAUGAAGUUUAGCGACCCACUGACCGCAGUUGCUAUGCAACAUCAGGGCACAGAGUUCGCUGUUGGGAUCGCCACGGGGGAUCUUCGUGUUUUCAAAUUAGAUGAGCAACGAAGUGCUGUAGAAGAGAAUGAUGAGAUUGGAGAGCCACAGAAAAAAACGAAAGAAUUGGUCAUAUUGCAAGAAAAAAUGAAUUCUGUGAGGCACCAACUUAAUACAUACCAAUAUGGCAAAGCCAUUAAAACAGCUCUUUAUGCACGACAUGCCGAUGUUCUGGUUUCAACACUAGAGGAGCUGAUUCGACGUGGCGCGCUGCACGUCGCCCUCAGCAACCAGAACGAUCGAACAAUGGCACGUAUUCUUCGUUUUGCAACCGAAUAUGUUGACAAACCACAAUUCAUAGACACCAUGCUAGAGGUGUUCGAGGUAAUAUUUGAGAUUUACAGCACUGUGGUGAGUAAAAGUAAUUUUUUUUACCGGGAGAUGAAAAUAGCACGAAAAAGGAUAGCUGCGUCACUUGGCAUUUUAAAAAGAAUGGAGAAGGUUGUAAGCACUAUGGAGCUAAUUGUUAAUGCUGAUAAUUCAUAACUAUGUAGUGCAAAUAAAAAGGAUAUAUAUAUAUAUAUUCUAGUUGUCGAUUAAGAGCUAAUCAAA